CAUUUUGAUAAAGGAGUCUACGGAACGUCUGUCUUUUCUACAUAGACAGACACGGAAAAGUGAGAAUGAAAAGAAGUACCACACAAUGUCAAUUACAAGUAUCUCGUUAUAUUAAUUAAGAUUGACAUAAGAAAACCAGAGAAAUGUCAAUGGACAAAAAACAGUCGCUUGAUUUUUAUCAGUUUCUGUGUCAGAAAAUUGGAUCCGAAGUGGUUGUAAGUACUAGAAGAAUCCACUCGAUAAUUAGUGACAUCGGAGCUGCAGAACAAAAACGAAUAACCAGUGGAAGUAAUGGCGAAGGACUUAAUUUUAAAAGUAGCGAUAUAGAUUACAUGUUUCUUGAUCGUUCCUUCAAAGUAUAUGAAUCAGAAAGAGAUGUUGUUUCUCAAGACCUCAGUAUUCCUUUUAUUAUGGAUACAGAGGAUACACAACCUUGUUUCACUAGGCUACGUCUUUUUCACGAUAAAUUUUAUAAUAUAAUAAAGAAAAAUGCCAGCGUUCUGUUGAAAAAUGGUCCACAACAUCUGCUUUCAAGUGAAUUGUAUAAAUUGUAUCAUUUGAAAGGUCUUUGUUUAUCCCCAAUCUUUAAGGUUCAUGGUCCUUGUUUAUCAGAUCGGGAUGAUCGAUUUGAUUUAGCAUAUUGUCUUAAAUGUGACAAUUGGGUAUCUCUAGCAAAAUCAUGGAUCACAAGACCACGUAAAUGGCCACACCCUGACGUUAUUUCCAAAAUUAUAGCAUGUGGUGUUUUGUUUGUACCUAUAGGCAAUAAAGGGUCCAUAUAUGAACAUAUUGAGUGGCGAAUAUCGUUUUCGGUAUCAGAAAAGAUUAUUAUAUUUUCUUUCAAUCAUACUCAGCUUCUAUGUUAUGCCUUAUUAAAAAUCUUGCUGAAAGAAAUAAUUGAAAGCCAUAAAGACUUAAAAGGUUUAUUGUGUUCCUAUUUCUUAAAGACAAUGUUGUUUUGGAUUGCAGAAGAAUCAACCCCGUCGAUCUGGCGAUCAGACAAUAUAAUACCAUGUGUCAUGGCAUGUGUAAAAAGAUUGUUGUACUGUGUACAGUAUUCAACCUUACUACAUUAUUUUAUACCUGACAACAACUUGUUCUCUUCACGAUUCAACAAUACCAACAAACUCAAACUAAUAAACAUUUUAAACAAUAAUCAUAAAAAGGGAAUUCAAUGCUUUUGUUCUACAAAAACCCUGUGCGAUUUUGGAAGACUAUCAUAUGAAAUCUCUGAGCCAUUUGGAAGAAACAUUAGAAUAAUCGAAGAAAUAAUGCAUAAAUUUCUUGAAGGUGGAAGUCAGUUUGGUGUAAAUACUAAACGACAACUGAACAAUUUAUUGCAUCAUUCCAGGACGCGUCUUUCUAGAGAAAUAUUCACCCUACAGAUGUCAAAAGCAUCUCAAUGUGUUUCAAAGUAUCCACAAAGACAUCAUGGAGAAAAUAACAGAAAACGGUAUUCUAAGUACAGAUAUGAUCUCAGCAAUUUUCUUCUAGGUUUGAGUACAGAUGCAGUAUCUGGAUGGCUGAUCUUGGCCUGUUUCUUCUAUGUUCACAAAAAAUAUUCAACAUCGCUGAGAAUAUUAGACUAUGCAUUGUCGAAAUGCACUGAUGAGAAAAUUUAUUUUCAGCCACGUAACUGCCCAUUUAGUCAGAUCCAAGCAAGUGUGUUAAAUAUGAUGAAACGAGAAAAACUUUAUACAGUUUUAAAAACACUAACUGUUCAAAAUAUUAUAUUUGAUUGGCAAUCGUUUGUCAUUCCACCAGAAUUACAACUAGAUGUGACAUGGAAUGGUAAUGGUGUAGUCUCCUAUGCUCCUGUACCAUUUGCAUAUUUCUUAAAGUUUCUGUGCCACUACCAUUUACACGAAGAAUCGUUGUGUAAACAUUGGUUAAGGAAGUUAAUGACGUCCGUUAGAACAUGUAAAUGGGGAAUAAGGCUCUUUUCUACCAUACAUUCAAAGAUUUUUGCUGGGAUAGCUUAUAAAAUGCUUGGUGAAGUAGACAAUGCGAGAUUUAUGUUUGUUGAAGCUUCUAUUAGUGACUUUAAUGUAAGCAGUGCAAGAUACAGGCUUUCGCAUUUUUAG
Mytilus trossulus (common blue mussel) is the source of this 2084-nucleotide messenger RNA. RefSeq lists its product as uncharacterized. The transcript has 2 exons. The record is from RefSeq and is a predicted model, not a curated record. Bases 144 to 2084 code for a protein of 646 amino acids. NCBI's taxonomy places the organism in Eukaryota, Metazoa, Mollusca, Bivalvia, Mytilida, Mytilidae.